AUCCUGUUUGUUUUGUCCUUAAAUAAUUUGAGUGGCCUGAAUUGCAUGUGGGCUGUUUCCGUAAUAAUAACCGCAAAGAUAAAUAAACUCUCAGCAAAGUGCUCUGCGACAAAGAUGCAGCGCUUGACCAACUCGUUUGCCCUUUGUGUUGCCUGGGAUUGCCCUCGGGGCAGCUGUGCCUGAGCUGCUCUCGCCCUGGGGCAGGAGCGUUCGCCAGGCUCUGAGAGGCCUGGGGGUGCCGGACCGGACCGGACCGGACCGGACCGGACCGGACCGGACCGGACCGGACCGCUGCUGCGCGCGAGGCCGUGUUCCUGGCCAGACGAGGUUUGCUAGGAAAGCUCUUGGGUGCUACCCGGCGGUCUGGGCCAGUUCCUCUGCAGCACUGGUGCCGCUCCGAACCCGAGCGCCAGGCCCGGCCCACAGCUGGCCGCUCUGCUGUGCUCCUGCGCUGGCCGGUUGGUAACGGGGAACAGCAGAGCCGUGCGCACCUCCCUGACACCCUCCCCUCCCCCGGAGCUCUGUCUCCCUGGCGACGGAGCUACAGCACGCUCCAAACCCCGGACUGGAGUCGGCGCGAGCCUCCUCCCCCUGCCCCCAGCGCCCAGCGCCCAGCUCCGUCUCUGGCCCGGGCGCGGAGCAGAGGGCUGGCGAGGGUGGUUUCCCACCGGCUCCGCCCAGAGCCGCCGGAGCUGAGCUGUGCUGAGCUGUGCUGGUGACUUAGCCCUCCGUGGGCUGAUGAGCAGCUCAUGAGCGUGAAGCGGGGGUGAGGUGACUCAGCUGACACACACACACAGAGGCUCAGGCUGCAUGGCUGCUGCAUUGAGGAAGUGCCUCUGGUCUGUACAGCCAGCCAGCUGGCUGGGGGGAGGGGGAGGGGGAGAGUGAGGGCAGGAGGGAGGACACGCAGUGUGGCUGGGGGGAGGAGAGAGGGAGAGAGGGAGAGAAGCAGGAAACGGAGAGCUGAGCGAGUAAGGGAACAGAUGACUGACUUGAUUCUCCCCCCAGCAGGCACGCGGUCCUCCUGCAUGUGCAGUCGUGAGGCGGGCACGAGCGGGGGGGAGGGGUGUGCACUGGUGAAAAGGGGAGGGGCUUGUGCGUGUGUGUGUGUGCGCGCGAGUGUGUGUGUCGGCCCUGCCCCCUCCCCCUCCCCCCCCCUCCCCCUGCUCUUUGUGUGUGAGAGGGAGGAGGGAGCUGCUCUCAGUACAGGCAGCGCUCGGCUCCGCCAGGGGCCUCGCUGUGCUCUCUCGGUCUCUGUCCCCGGGCCUGCUGCGGACGCGCUCGCCAGGACUGCGCCACGCCGCCAGCUCUCCGGCGCACCAGUGAAAGAUGGAUGUGGCCGUAGCAGAGGAGCCCCAGAAGAAGGUUUUCCGGGCGAGGAAGACCAUGAGAGCGAGUGACAGGCAGCAGCUGGAGUCCAUACACCGCACGCGAGAGAGCAGCCCCAAAACCGGAGACCCCCCGAACUUCCCCACCCUCACCUCCUCCCCUUCCUCCGCGCCGGCCCCCGACGCCGCCACGCCGCUCGUCAACGGAAAGCACCCUGACAAUGAGGCCGCGCCCCAGGGGUCACCCCAGCGCCAGGGCCGAGAGGCGAGCAGCAGCCCCGCUCCCCGCCCUCUGGGGGCGGCGGGGUCCCCUUCGCUCGUCCUCUCCCUCUCUUUCUCCCCCUCCCAGGCGGAGGCGGACGAGGGCCCCGAGCCCCUGAACCCCAGCAGCCCCAGCCUCUCCCCGGGGCCGGGGGACCCCGCCGCGGCUCUGAAGAAGGCGGAGGCCUCACGGGGCCCCCCCUGCACAGCCCCGGGGCUCAGCAACGGCACCAGCGAGGAGGAGGAGGGGGAGGGGCAGGGGCAGGGGCAGGGAGAGGCGGUGAGAACCCCCUCCCCGCCAGCCGGAGAGGAGAGGGGCGACACGAGGAGAGAGGCAGAGAGCGUGGGGGGCAAGGCACCCUCCCCCAUCAUCCUGCUGACCCCCCUGGAGAAGGAGCAGAUACAGCGGGAGAGAGAGAGCCCUGCACAGGUGAGGCUCAGAGAGAGAGAGAGAGCCCUGCACAGACUGCAGGCCAAGUACGCGCGGCUGGCCAAGAAGUGGGGCGCUGCCAACCAGGCCCGCGAGGACGCCAGGAAGACUCAGGAGGCGGCCAGCGCAGGCACUCCAUCUGCUGCCCCGUCAGCUGCGUACCGCAGGAGCAGCACCACAGUGAGGACGAUGCUGGACUCCCGCCGGGCCGAGCCGCCCGGCCAGACGCCAGUCGCGCCAGCAGCAGGCGGCGCUCCUCAGCCAGUGCAGAUCAAAGCCGUCGCCCAGCCCGCCGCCGCCUCUGUGGUCAACACCGUGGUGACCCCCGUGCUGUCCAUCAUCAGCACCGCAGCGAGCACGGGGCCCACCUCCACCUCGGUCUCCGCCCCCGCGCCGCUCGGCCAGCCGGGGGGCCUCACCCUGAAGGCCGCGCCCCUGACCGCCGGGGUCACGACCUCGGUGGCGUCCAGCUCGACCCCCGGCGCUGCUCCCCAGCCCAUCUCGAUCCAGCCGCUUCUCAUCCAGCUCCCACUGAGUGUCGCCGCCGCCCCGCAGGGGGCGCUGGUGAGCAGCCCCGCCCCGGGCAUCGAGCUGAUCCCCGUGUCGGCCGCCCCGCCAGGGGGCGGGCCCGGGGCCACGGCCAGACCAGACACCCAGGCCACGAACCGCGCGCCUGACUCCACCACCAGGGCCCUGCCUCAGGCGGGCCGGCCCUCCAGCUCGGGAGCAGUCAUUGACCUGACCGAGGACGACGACGACGUUCAGGUGACAGGAGUGAAGAAGGCACCUGUGCAAGCGCAGUCCCCAUCUUCCACUUCCACCUCCUCCUCCUCCUCGCAGCAGCCCCUGGGGCAGCGAGCGCCCCCCCCGCCUGCUCCUGUGGCACCUGCACCCACCGCCACCCCCCAAACACAGGCGGGCACCACGACCAUGCACGUCCUGCCAACGAGUAUGCCUGUCAGGUCUGGGACGCAGUACGCCGUCAGUGGACCUCAGCUGACUGUCCACCAUCGGCCCUCGCAGGACCCCUCGUCCACCCGCCCGGCCGCAGCCCCCCCGUCCUCCUGCCCGCCCCCUCCGCUCCCCGUGCACCCCGCGCCCCUGCCCUCGCCGCCGCCGCCCCCCGGCCGCCUGCCCCCCGAGGCGGCCAGCACCUCGCCCCCCCAGAAGCCGCAGCUGAAGCUGGCGCGAGUGCAGAGCCAGAACGGCAUCGUGCUGUCCUGGUCGGUGACGGAGGUGGACCGCAGCUGCGCCGCCGUGGACAGCUACCACCUGUACGCGUACCACGAGGAGCCCGCGCCCGCCGCGCCGCCCUCGCAGUGGAAGAAGAUCGGCGAGGUCAAGGCGCUGCCUCUGCCCAUGGCCUGCACGCUCACGCAGUUCGUGUCCGGCUCCAAGUACUACUUCGCCGUGCGCGCGCGGGACGUGUACGGCCGCUUCGGGCCCUUCUGCGACCCGCAGUCCACCGACGUCAUCGCCGCCGCCAGCAGCAGCUAGGGCCGGGCCGGGCCGGGCCGGGGCGCCUUGGACCAGCAGCCCCUGCUCAUGUCGGGAGCGGCGCCGCGCUGCGGUCCGGCGCUCCCUGAGGCGGUAGUGAGUGUUCAGGGUUCGACGAGGGGCGUUCGGCCCCCCCCUCUGUCCGUUGUGAUGAGGAGUUUGCGUUCUGGUGACAGCUCGGCUCCACUCUGCAAACUUGUGCGGCUCCACGCUGUGCAGGAGUGUGCUCGUGCAAACAGCCUGACCUCAGGCCUGUGCGUGCGUGCGUGCGUGCGUGCGUGCGUGCGUGCUGGUGUGUCUGUGGACACUCCUGAGGCCUGUGGGUGCGUGCGUGCGUUCUCGCGCGUCUGUGGACACUCCUGAGGCCUGUGGGUGCGUGCGUGCGUGCGUGCGUUCUCGCGUGUCUGUGGACACUCCUGAGGCCUGUGCGUGCGGACACUCCUGAGGCCUGUGCGUGUGUGCGUGCGUGUGGACACUCCAGGAGGUCAGUGUCUCUGCAGUGGGAUCUCGGACUCUGCUGCAGGAGGGAAGCCCAGGCCCUGUCCAGGAGGUUCCUGGAGAGGCGCAGGCUUGAGGCUGACCAUACUGCCUCCUGCAGGCCUGCAGCAGUACUGCGCACACUCCUGCUUCACUGGUGCGGCUGUCGUUCACGAGCUGCUCCCCACGAGCCGGGCAAGAACAGUCACUUACUGUAAAGCGUUACUGUUUCAUGGAAAGUUUUUUUUCUUAAUUGGACAAAAGUUCUCAUCUUGAACACGAUCAGGGAUGCUGAACUUCUUCGCUGUCUGGUAACCAGACUGCACUGCGUGCCGAGAGCUGGAGAGGGGCGUGAUGGGAGUCACAACGCCCCCCACGAGAUGAAAUGCUGUGUACUUUCCGAGUUCAAUAUUUCUAUAUUUUUUUUUAUUGUUCAUUUUUCUUCCUGUUUUAAUAAAGCCCUGACCAGGA
Lepisosteus oculatus (spotted gar) is the source of this 4464-nucleotide messenger RNA. NCBI's taxonomy places the organism in Eukaryota, Metazoa, Chordata, Actinopteri, Semionotiformes, Lepisosteidae. The record is from RefSeq and is a predicted model, not a curated record.